Messenger RNA from Ornithodoros turicata, 1244 nucleotides. RefSeq names its product 2-acylglycerol O-acyltransferase 2-like. The record is from RefSeq and is a predicted model, not a curated record. The coding region runs from base 151 to 1167 and encodes 338 amino acids. Lineage: Eukaryota; Metazoa; Arthropoda; Arachnida; Ixodida; Argasidae. The transcript is spliced from 5 exons. Gene Ontology annotation, cellular component: endoplasmic reticulum membrane. Gene Ontology annotation, molecular function: diacylglycerol O-acyltransferase activity. Gene Ontology annotation, biological process: triglyceride biosynthetic process.
GUUCGACGGAACUGAAAGAAGAGGAAGGCGCACGGAUACCAAAGUCCCGUUUGAUAGCGACACUGAGAAAAAUACACGGAUGCCGUCACUUCCAAUAUUUUUUAGUCAUCGGAGUCACGUAAGUGGACGUAUCUUUGACUAGCAGGCAUCAUGAAAAUUCUGGGCAUCGAGUUUGCACCUCUAUUUCUUCCCGUCGCACGACGUCUUCAGACAGCUGCAGUUAUCUAUACGACUGCUGGAUUCAUGUUGGGAGGCCUUCUGUGCACUCUUCUCUGCGUGUACCUGCUGUUCUUCACCCAAUACUACUUCGUACCACUGAUUUACCUGGCGUGGUACAUCGUCGACAGAGAGACGCCGAAACGGGGUGGCAGGGCGAGCGAUUGGGUUCGCCGAUGGAAGCUAUGGAAAUACGAACGGGAUUAUUUCCCCAUAGAACUCGUCAAGACGGCGGAAUUGGAUUCCAAUAAGAACUACAUCAUGGGUUAUCAUCCUCACGGCAUCACUGCCUUCGGAGCACAGUGCAAUUUCGCCACGGAAGCUACGGAUUUCAGCAAGGUGUUUCCCGGCAUUAAACCUCACCCGUUGACGCUCAACUUGAAUUUUAAGUUUCCUUUCACCAGAGAACUCCUCAUGUUUUAUGGGAUGUGCUCUGUGGAUAGAGAAAGUCUAGUGUGGAUCCUGACGAAACAAGGGACGGGGAACGCGGCCAUCAUUGUCAUUGGUGGAGCUCAAGAGGCCCUAUACGCUCAUAAAGGCAGCUACGUGUUGGAACUCAAGAAAAGGAAAGGGUUUGCCCGAUACGCGCUCAAGUGUGGGGCGGACCUAGUACCUGUGUUUUCUUUCGGGGAGAACGAUAUCUUCUCUCAAGUGAAGAAUCCUCCGGGGUCAAUACUGAGGAGGUUUCAGGAGUCCUGCAAGAGGCUCACCACAGUGUCCCCAGUCGUGUUUUACGGCAGAGGAAUCUUCCAGUAUAACUACGGCUACUUGCCAUACAGGUCUAGAAUCGUCACAGUCGUUGGAAAACCAAUCAGCGUGGCAAAGGUGGAAGAGCCUACGCAAGAACAAGUGGACAGUCUUCAUCGGAAGUACGUGGACCAAUUGAAAGAGCUCUUCGAAGAACACAAAACGAGAUAUGGCGCUGCGAACUGUGCCUUAGAAAUAAUCUAGCUACGCUAUGCAACCGCCGCUGUGAUUGUGCAGAUAUCCUGCAGGUGAUAAUAAAAGAUGGACUGUUUCGAGGACAA